GGGCGGGGCGGGAGGCGGAGGUGCCGCGUAGGCCGAGGAGGCCGGCCCGCCCGGCUGGGAGCUCGAGCCCCAUGCGCGGCCGCCUCCCCCCACGAUGUUCCCCGCCCGGAGGAAAGCGGCGCAGCUGCCCUGGGAGGACGGCAGGUGGGAUGGUUCCCCAUGUCCACCUCCCCGGUAUCCACCCCAUCCCCAGAAAGGGCUCAGAGGGAGAAUCAGUAGAGACUCCAGCCUUCCCAGGCCACUGGCAGGAUUGGGUUCUGCUCCCCAUCGGAAACCCCCACCACAGGACAAUGGGGGGUCCAGGCUGCUUCCCAGCAGCCUUCCCCGGAAAUGCUCCGUCUUCCACCUCUUCGUUGCCUGUCUCUUACUGGGCUUCCUCUCCCUGCUCUGGCUGCAGCUUAGCUGCUCUGGUGACAUGGCCUGGGCAUCCAAGGGACAAGGGCAAGAGACCCCAGGUCCACCCCGGGCCUGCCCCCCAGAGCCGCCCCCUGAGCACUGGGAAGAAGAUCCAUCAUGGGGCCCUCACCGCCUGGCAGUGCUGGUGCCCUUCCGAGAACGCUUUGAGGAGCUCCUGGUCUUUGUGCCCCACAUGCAUCGCUUCCUGAUCAGGAAGAAGAUCCCACACCACAUCUACGUGCUCAACCAGGUGGAUCAUUUCAGGUUCAACCGGGCGGCACUCAUCAAUGUGGGCUUCCUGGAGAGCAGCAACAGCACAGACUACAUCGCCAUGCACGACGUGGACCUGCUCCCUCUCAACGAGGAGCUGGACUAUGGCUUCCCUGAGGCAGGGCCCUUCCACGUGGCCUCCCCAGAGUUCCACCCGCUCUACCACUACAAGACCUAUGUCGGCGGCAUCCUGCUGCUCUCCAAGCAGCACUACCAGCUGUGCAAUGGGAUGUCCAACCGCUUCUGGGGCUGGGGCCGUGAGGACGAUGAAUUCUACCGGCGCAUCAAAGGAGCUGGGCUCCAGCUAUUCCGCCCCUCGGGAAUCACAACUGGAUACAAGACAUUUCGCCACCUGCAUGACCCAGCCUGGCGGAAGAGGGACCAGAAGCGCAUUGCAGCUCAAAAACAGGCUGACAGUUGAGAAUUUCCUCUGCUACUGCAGCUGUCUGAGCCAUGCCCCCUCACCCACAAGUAAGGCUGAGUUGAGGACUCCUCAGGCUAUGAUAUCGGACCAGAAAGAAGUAAAUGGAAAAGGUAACUACUUGUUGUCUGAUAGUGCAGCACCGGGUAUUUCCUUCCCAAGGAAGGGAUGUAGGAGAUGUUUUUCCUUAAUGAUUACCCCCAGUGUCCCCUUGUCCGUUCCUUCAUAGAGGCCUUCCUGACUACCCAUUCUUAAGAGUUCACACACAAACUCACACAUACAUCAUCCCUUUUUAUUGCUCUCACAGCUAUCAUCAUUAACUGAAAUCUUACUUAUUUACUCUCCCCUGUUCCUUCAUCUCACUAGAACUUCAGCCUCCUGAGCUCAGGACCUGUGUAUCUUGUUCAUUGCUAUGUCCUCAGUACCUAGCACUGGGCCUGCUGCCUCAUAGGCACUCAGUUUUAAUGGAAUUGAUUGAAUUGAAAUUCCCAGGUGGCAGGUUGCAGCCCACAGCACCAGCUGCUGUUGGCCAGGCCUUCUCUGCCCUAAGGCUGAUGUUUUGCUCUCCUGUCCUGUCCUGAAGACCUGGGGCCACCUCUUCCCCACACCUGACUUCAUCUUCUUUGUUCACUUGCCCUUUCCAUCUUGUUUACCUGUCUGCCAGCAGCUGCUACACUACCUGCCAGCUUUAAUUCUGCUUCAUUUAAGCUCAUUUGCACCAAUUUCUUUUUUUAGAACAAUCCACGCAGUCCCCUGAAGAGCAGCACAUGCUGUGGGCGGCCCUGCUUCCCUUUUCCUGAUGAGCACAGAGCAGCAGUUUCCUUCCCUCUGAGCACUCACUGAAAGCGCUUUGCCAGAGCAGGAGAGGCCUAGACUCAGAGAUGCUCAUUUCCUGUGGACCUGAAGCCAGGGGCACACGCUGUGGAAAUUCUGAAUUUUAAGGGGAUGGAAAGUCCAAAGUGCUUUGGGGCUGACCUGCUUCCUGAGGUGACUUCUCCUCCCUCACAGCUGUAGGACCCACCCCACAUCCUCAUCACUGGGCCUUUAGGCCUCGCGGUCCUGGGGGCUACAACUCAGGAGAGAGUCUGUUCUGCUCCCUAGAAAUUGGAGUGAGAAAGAGGUUCAGAGUAGUGGCCCCACCCAGGGAAUGUUCUCUCUUACCCUUAGAGCUGGCAACACCAGAGGCUGCAGAAUUGCCCUUCUGUGCAGUGGCCUAGAAUCUCAGCCCAGAAUGGGAAAACACAGACUUCCUAACACAUUGUCACAUCCACCUCUCACUUUCUGCUGCUGCAGAAGGCUCAGCAUAAAAUGAAAUCAUGUUGCUUUUCAUAGAAAUGAAGCCAAGGCAGGAAUGUGGUCAGGCAGAAACUGAAGGGCCAAUGAGACUUAUCUGGAAGAAGAGAAAUUCCUGGGGUUGGGUCAACCAGGGUAGUGGAACUGGAACUUUGGCCUCAGCCAGAGGAGGUAGUAAUCCCACCUCCACCACUAAUUCACUGCAACCUCAGGCAAGUCGCUGAACCUCUCCGAGCCUCAGUUUCCACAUCUCUAAGGUAGAACUUUUCAUACCUGCCUACCUUGCAUGGUACAUAUCUGGUAGUGUACGGUAUCUGACACAUAGGGAGUACCCAAUAAGUAAAAGCUUUUAUUACCAUUUAUAGGCUUUAAAACAGUGAGUGACACAUCUUUACUGUGAUUCAGAGAGUCAUAUUGCCUCAUUACUUAACCAUUCCCUCCUAAAAGUGCACUGGGGUUUGCUGAGGACUUGCAGGGCCUCUCAGAAAGACACAGGCAUUCCCACAUCUACAGAUGAGGGACUUGGCCUCAGACCUUGAAUUCACUGACUUAAAAUUAAUUGCUAUUAGCCAGAUUGUGCUCCCUAUAAUGUAGUGUUUUCGAUUUUAAAAAAGCACAAAAGCCCUAGCUGGUUUGGCUCAGUGGAUAGAGUGUCAGCCUGCGGACUGAAGGGUCCCCACUUCCAUUCCAGUCAAGGGCACAUGCCUGGGUUGUGGGCUUGAUCCCCAG
Myotis myotis is the source of this 3109-nucleotide messenger RNA. RefSeq names its product beta-1,4-galactosyltransferase 7 (gene B4GALT7). NCBI's taxonomy places the organism in Eukaryota, Metazoa, Chordata, Mammalia, Chiroptera, Vespertilionidae. Gene Ontology annotation, molecular function: xylosylprotein 4-beta-galactosyltransferase activity. Gene Ontology annotation, biological process: proteoglycan biosynthetic process; carbohydrate metabolic process. The record is from RefSeq and is a predicted model, not a curated record. The coding region runs from base 95 to 1087 and encodes 330 amino acids. The transcript has 7 exons.